AUGGCCACCACAAAAGUAGCGACACCGAGAGACGUAAGGCAGCCGCGUGCCGCUGCUCUCAAGGCCAUGACAUCCAUCCUCAGUCCGCCAAUGUCGCGCGACGCCUCGCCAGCCAACUCGUCCACAUCCAACAGUUCACGCGACCCGCCUGCUCAUGUCACAACAUCGACCCCAUUAAUCCAUCCCAUCCCCAUCCGCGCUACCUCAAAGACCUUGACCACCCCUAAACCGGGAACGCCAAAGUCUAAGCCGUCUACGCCCGGUCCCUCGGGAUCACGUACCCCGUCUCGCCCACCAUCCCGCACCGAACGCCGCUUCGCAUGCAUCUUCCCCGGCUGCACCAAGGCGUACUUUAAGCCCUCCCGCCUGGCUGAGCAUGCACGCACGCACACUGGUGAACGCCCGCACACCUGUACCGAGUGCGACCAGACAUACCUGCGCGCAUCCCACCUGGCGGCUCACAUGCGCACACACAAGAACCCGGAUGACAAAGAGUUCGCAUGCCCGCGCCCCGGUUGCGACAAGAAGUUUUGGACCGCGCCACACCUUCGUCGUCACGAGGAGAUGCACGACUCGGCUGAAGUACACCCGUGCGACAAGUGUGACGAGACGUUCCCCAAGACUCACCUUCUCCGCGAACACUAUGCGGCUGCGCAUUUGCCUGCAGGAUCCAAGCCGUUCAUCUGUGCUCACGAAGGGUGUGACAUGACGUUUGCGUUGAAGCAUCAGCUGAAAACGCACGAAAAGACGCAUGAUGCUACUCGGUACACAUGCUCUCACCCCGAUCACGGCGUGGAUAUGCCCACGUUUCCCGUCUGGUCCGCCCUCCAAGCCCACAUCAAGGACACACACCCUCCGACGUGCCCAUACCCCGAGUGCACCGGACGCACAUUCAAGUCUGGCCAACGCCUUCGCGACCACCUCAAAGUGCAUGAACAGCAGGAUGCCGACCUGGUGCAGGUGGACGCAAGCGAGGACAUGAUCGUCCCUCCGGUCCUCGCUGAGGGUUUGGGCACGUCGCGCCGUGCGAGGCGCAAACGUCGGUACUCGGACGUUGUGGCCGAUGACAACGAGCCCAUACCCGAGUCUCCGCGUAAGCUGCCCCGCAUCGUCGACGGCGAGGCAGGCAAGGACUGGACGUGUGGUCACCCCGGCUGCGGCAAGGCCUACAAGACCCGUUUCGCGCGUGACGAGCACGCCCAAGCCGCCCACUCGCGUGCCCGUCACAAGUGCGAGACAUGCGGCCGCGUGUAUCGCCGUCUCGUGUCUCUCCGCCGUCAUCUCAAGGAAGGAUGGUGUGCGCAUGGUGGCCAGCCGGAUGCCAUUCCGGAGGAAAACGAGGGCUCCGCCGACGAGCACGUUGGCAAGGAGGGCGCGGGAGGCGAAAAGAAGAAAGAGAAGGAGGACCAGGACGUCGGCGGUCUCUUCACUGGAUCCAUCGCCCUUCCCGGCGGCGCUCUUCAUCGCCGCUGGGGCUGCCCCUUCCACCCGGAGGAUUACAACGACGAGGAGGACGACGACGACGACGAGGAACAGGAGGAAGCAUGUGGUGAGCGCUUUCACCGCGUGUACGAUGUCCGCCGCCACCUUUCUGCGGCCCAUGGAAUCGACGUCGACGACAUGGGCACGAGGGAGAUGCUGCUCGCGGAUGGCCAGACGGGCGAGGAGGAGUGA
Apiotrichum porosum is the source of this 1674-nucleotide messenger RNA. RefSeq names its product Strongly-conserved Zn-finger binding protein (TFIIIA). The transcript has 2 exons. Gene Ontology annotation, molecular function: RNA polymerase II cis-regulatory region sequence-specific DNA binding; DNA-binding transcription factor activity, RNA polymerase II-specific. Gene Ontology annotation, cellular component: nucleus. Gene Ontology annotation, biological process: central nervous system development; regulation of transcription by RNA polymerase II. Lineage: Eukaryota; Fungi; Basidiomycota; Tremellomycetes; Trichosporonales; Trichosporonaceae. Bases 1 to 1674 code for a protein of 557 amino acids. The record is from RefSeq and is a predicted model, not a curated record.